UCUCCCCGGCCUCGUCCCCCUCCCCCCACACCCCCCAACCGAUCCAUUCGCUUCUCGAAAUAUCUCGAUCCUCUCUCUAGGGUUCCUUCACAGAGAGGGUGAGAGAGAGAGAGAGGGCGAUCGAUCGAACGAUCUAGAGAAGGAUUAGGGUUUCCUUUGAGGGGUUACUAUGGCGUGGAGGCGUCUCCUCACGAAGGUUGUGAAGAAUCAAUUGGAACAUCCAUACAUUCAUGGGUUAGGUGGUCACCCUCGUCUUUCUACACUCACUGCUGGAGCUAGUGGGACAGGUAAGAGACUUAGAAACUUAUCUGAAAGAUAUCAGUCAAGUUAUGUUGGUGGUUUUUCUCGCAAACUACGGGAUGUGGAUGGAUCAAAUGAAGUUUCAUUGCUUAAAGAGCUUUACAGAAGUGAUCCAGAAAGAGUUAUACGAAUAUUUGAAAGUCAGCCCUCGUUACAUUCAAAUCCUUCGGCACUAGCUGAGUAUGUUAAAGCUCUAGUCAAAGUUGACAGGCUAGACGAAAGCUCAUUGCUUAAAACAUUGCAAAGAGGCAUAGCUAGUUCGCCACGGGAAGAAGAGAGUCUUAACAGUAUUCCAGCUUUGAAGAAUGUGGGCCAAAUAACAAAGGAUGGAGUUCUUGGUACUGCAAGUGCCCCAAUUCACAUGGUGACGGCUGAAACUAGUAACUUUAAGGAGCAAUUGUGGCGUACUUUCCGCUCGAUAGCACUUACUUUUCUUCUAAUAUCGGGUGUUGGGGCACUCAUCGAGGAUAGAGGAAUUAGCAAAGCAGGACUUGGACUGCAUGAAGAGGUUCAGCCAAGCAUAGAUUCUGGUACGAAAUUUACUGAUGUAAAGGGAGUUGAUGAGGCCAAAGCUGAACUUGAGGAAAUUGUUCAUUAUCUUCGUGAUCCUAAGCGCUUCACUCGCCUUGGUGGGAAGCUCCCCAAAGGUGUCUUGCUUGUGGGCCCGCCAGGCACGGGAAAGACUAUGUUAGCUAGGGCUAUUGCAGGUGAAGCCGGUGUGCCCUUCUUCUCGUGCAGUGGCAGCGAGUUUGAGGAGAUGUUCGUGGGUGUUGGAGCCAGGAGGGUCCGUGACCUCUUUGCUGCGGCAAAGAAGCGAUCUCCCUGCAUAAUUUUCAUUGAUGAGAUCGAUGCAAUUGGUGGGAGCCGCAAUCCUAAAGACCAGCAGUACAUGAAGAUGACGCUGAAUCAGUUGCUUGUUGAGCUGGAUGGUUUUAAGCAGAACGAGGGUAUUAUUGUAAUUGCAGCGACCAACUUCCCUGAAUCGCUGGACAAAGCUCUUGUCCGGCCUGGACGUUUCGAUCGCCAUAUUGUUGUGCCUAACCCAGAUGUUGAGGGCCGACGGCAGAUUUUGGAUUCCCACAUGUCCAAGGUCUUGAAGGCGGACGAUGUAGAUUUAAUGAUUAUCGCGAGAGGAACACCAGGUUUCUCCGGUGCUGACCUUGCCAACCUAGUAAACGUUGCAGCCCUCAAGGCGGCGAUGGAUGGUGCGAAGGCAGUGAGCAUGGCUGACCUCGAGUACGCCAAGGACCGAAUCAUGAUGGGCAGUGAGCGCAAAUCUGCAGUGAUCUCCGAGGAGAACCGGAAACUAACCGCAUACCAUGAGGGCGGGCAUGCCCUCGUGGCCAUCCACACCGAUGGGGCCCUCCCGGUACACAAAGCCACUAUCGUCCCCCGAGGUAUGUCCCUGGGCAUGGUUGCCCAACUACCGGAAAAGGACGAGACUAGCAUUUCGAGGAAGCAGAUGCUCGCCAGGCUGGAUGUCUGCAUGGGGGGGCGGGUUGCUGAGGAGCUUAUAUAUGGGGAGAACGAGGUAACCUCAGGGGCAUCGUCAGAUCUCCAGCAAGCGACAUCGCUGGCACGGGCCAUGGUUACUAAAUAUGGUAUGAGCAAGAAUGUGGGUGUUGUGACUCACAAUUACGACGAUAACGGAAAGAGCAUGAGCACCGAGACGAGGCUGCUUAUUGAGAAGGAAGUGAAGGAUUUUCUCGAGAGGGCAUACAACAACGCGAAGACCAUUUUGACAACGCACAACAAGGAGCUCCAUGCCCUGGCUAAUGCUCUUCUGGAGCACGAGACACUAUCGGGAGCGCAGAUCAAGGCAUUGUUGGCCCAGUUAAACAGUAGUAACAACAGUAACCAGCAGCAAGUGCAGGUGGUGGAAGCCCCACAAAGUACUCCAACUGUGCCGACAACACCUGCUGGAGCCGCUUCCGCUGCAGCCGCAGCUGCUGCUGCGGCCGCUCAAGCAGCGGCGGCGAAAGCCAAAGGAGUUGCCCAGCCCGUGGUGGGAUCUUAGCGAGCAGCAGACGAGCUAUUGAGCCAUGGAUAUGUAUAGAAAGUCUUUGCUGGGCUAACCGGAUCAAACAAGAAGAUGAAAACUGAAAAUUGAGCAUAAUGUAUUUUGUAUGUUUAGAUGUUCAAUUUAUGAUGUUUCCCAAAGCAUGUGGAGGGACCCUAGGGGUUAGAGACUUUCAUGGCAGUUGUAUUAACUGGCACUUAAACGAUGCGAGUAAUUCUGUUUUUGUAAUUUUUUUAACCUCGCAUAAUUAUAAUAUUAUAAUAAAGAGUGGAAUGCAACUUUCUCCUGAUGGAAAGUUAUGCAGUGGCACUAUUGCUUGAAA
Messenger RNA from Ananas comosus (pineapple), 2642 nucleotides. RefSeq names its product ATP-dependent zinc metalloprotease FTSH 5, mitochondrial. Bases 170 to 2317 code for a protein of 715 amino acids. The record is from RefSeq and is a predicted model, not a curated record. Lineage: Eukaryota; Viridiplantae; Streptophyta; Magnoliopsida; Poales; Bromeliaceae. The transcript has 7 exons. Gene Ontology annotation, biological process: proteolysis. Gene Ontology annotation, molecular function: metalloendopeptidase activity; ATP binding; ATP-dependent peptidase activity. Gene Ontology annotation, cellular component: membrane; chloroplast thylakoid.